Otolemur garnettii (small-eared galago) is the source of this 1071-nucleotide messenger RNA. Its product is annotated as U3 small nucleolar ribonucleoprotein protein MPP10. Lineage: Eukaryota; Metazoa; Chordata; Mammalia; Primates; Galagidae. The transcript has 9 exons. The record is from RefSeq and is a predicted model, not a curated record. Gene Ontology annotation, biological process: rRNA processing. Bases 9 to 983 code for a protein of 324 amino acids. Gene Ontology annotation, cellular component: Mpp10 complex; nucleus; small-subunit processome.
UGGCAGCCAUGGCUCCGCGGGUCUGGCGUCGGCGUACCCUGGAGCGGUGUCUGAGGGAGGUCGGUCAAGCCACUGGCCGGCCCGAGUGCUUCCUUACGAUUCAAGAUGGAUUGGCAUCAAAAUUUACUUCUUUAACAAAAGUACUUUAUGACUUUAAUAAAAUACUAGAGAAUGGUAGGAUCCAUGGGAGUCCUUUACAGAAACUUAUGAUAGACAAUUUUGAUGAUGAACAAAUGAGUGUUCAUGAUGAUGAACUGGGUUCAAACAAAGAUGAGGAAGAACUUGCUGAUGAAGAAACAGAACUCAGCAUUUCUGAAACGGAUGAGGAUAAUGACCUUGAAGAAAAUGAAGAUGGUAAGCGACAUAAAGAAAGUUUGAAAAGAGUGACCUUUGCUUUGCCGCCUUUAGCACCUGUGAUAACGGAGGAAACCACCCUUCAGCUAGAAGAUAUCAUUAAACAAAGGAUAAGAGAUCAGGCUUGGGAUGAUGUCGUACGUAAAGAGAAACCUAAAGAGGAUGCGUAUGAGUAUAAAAAGCGUCUAACCUUAGACCACGAGAAGAGUAAAUUGAGCCUUGCUGAAAUUUACGAACAGGAAUACCUCAAACUCAACCAGCAAAAAACAGAAGAAGAAGAAAAUCCAGAGCAUGUAGAAAUUCAGAAGAUGAUGGAUUCCCUCUUCUUAAAAUUGGACGCCCUCUCAAACUUCCACUUCAUCCCUAAACCCCCCGUACCAGAGAUUAAGGUUAUGUCAAAUCUACCAGCCAUCACCAUGGAGGAAGUGGCCCCCGUGAGUGUUAGCGAUGCAACUCUGCUGGCCCCGGAGGAGAUCAAGGAUGAAGGUAAAGACAAGGCUUUAAAGUCAUCUCAAGCAUUCUUUUCUAAAUUACAAGAUCAAGUAAAAAUGCAAAUCAAUGAUGCAAAGAAAACAGAAAAGAAAAAGAAGAAAAGACAAGAUAUUUCUGUUCACAAAUUAAAAUUGUAAUAUAUUUUGAAAAUAAUGUAAAUAUUAAUGCGUAAUCUUAUAUUUUUCUUCCAUUGUUUUGUUUUAUAAUAAAAUUCUUGAGAGCCUU